Messenger RNA from Bacillus rossius redtenbacheri, 1060 nucleotides. RefSeq lists its product as uncharacterized. Bases 32 to 925 code for a protein of 297 amino acids. The transcript is spliced from 10 exons. NCBI's taxonomy places the organism in Eukaryota, Metazoa, Arthropoda, Insecta, Phasmatodea, Bacillidae. The record is from RefSeq and is a predicted model, not a curated record.
CGACCGCCAGGAGUUUUGUUAUCGCACGAACAUGAAGACCGCGGCGAUAACGUGUUGCGCCGCUGCCCUGGUGGUGAUAGUACAAGCUAAUUAUUUCGAUGAAGAUGAGGAUUCACAUGGAAUUAGGAAAAGAGAGGUGAACUGCAAUGACAUGCACGAUUUCGGAGGGCCUCGCGCUCUGGAGACUUGCUGCAGCAAGGCCGUGCACAUAGUGGACCCAAGGCCACCGCCACAUCGAGGUCCCUGCCGCCACCACCAUCGGGGCCCGCCGAGAGGCAGCCAGGAGGACAGGUCCGGGGAGUCCUCGGAGGAGGGUGGACCCGGUGGACCAGGAGGCCGCGGGAAGAAGCGCUGGGGUGGACCUCCACGGCGUGGACCACACGGGCGUGGACCACACGGGCGCGGACCGCCUCCUCACCAGAGACCAGGUGGCAUUGAUGAAUUCAUCAGGUGUAAAUUUCAAGAAGAAUACGAAAACAUGGCUCUCAUGUCAGGCGGUAAGCUCGACCAACCAGCUGUGGUUGCCUACGUAGUGGCUAACAAGACCGGCUGGACUUCUGAGAUAAUGACUGAAAUCGUCAGCAACUGCUCAGCAACAGCAGAACAAAUGGUGGCCGAAGAAAAACUAACAAACUGCACUUCGGGGGCUUUUGAAUUCGAAAAGUGUCUUCAUCAGCGAACAUUUGUGAACUGCCCGGCUGAUUCAUGGACACAAAGCGAGGACUGCGAGAAGGCGAAGGCGUACAUGAGCGCGUGUCCCGUGGACAUGGGCCCGCCGCCGCCCCCACACGGGGGGCGGCACGGGGGGCGGCACGGGGGCGGCCGCGGGGGGCCUCCAGGCGGUGGCGAGCAGGGCACCUCCCAGCAGCAGCCCUCGUCCGAAUUCUCGCCUGAGGUCAUCACAUCAAGCGUACCAGCAGAAUGAGUCAAGAAUCACAGUGAUUGACACUUCAUAGUAUUCGCUGAAAUGAAGUGGAAUGAGAUGGAGUGAACCAGCUAUUAGUUUGUGUAGAAUAUAGCAUUUCGUUGGUGUAAAUUAAAGCUGAUUGAACUCUUCAAA